GAUUAUGGGAGUGUAAAACGAGUGUGUUCCCCUGACUCAAAAUAAAAAAACCCAACAAACAAAGCAAACGCUUGUGUCUGAGAGAAUCUGUGCACAGAAAAGGCAACCCUCACUCACAUAAUUUCCAUGGAGAUCCCAGAGAAGGUGGUCAAGUUCAGAUACCAUUUUCUCGGGGCAAUGCUCUUCUCUCUCGUGAUCAUGGCCCCAAGAUUCAUGACCCUCUUGACCUAUUUUUGGCCACUCUUCCUCUCCACAGCUCUAGUCCUUGCCCUUGUCUUCUUCUUCGCCAAGACUUCUCCUUUACACUCUGCCGACGCUACUUCCUCCCUCCACAACGCCGGGGAAGCCCUCCUUGAUUACGUCGCCGGCCACCAUGACCUGCCCCUGGAUACUCGCCACAAUUCCGACUAAUAAGGUAGACACAGUGCUCCUUAAUUAUGUACUCUGCUACUGUGCCAGUGUCAAUGCCAAUGUUCCAACUUACAAUGUAAUGUCGUAAUCCUUUCAUUUAACUCUACGGGGCUGUAAUGUACGUAACACUGAUUAAUUUACUUCUUCUCAUGCUAAGUUAAGUCAUGUCAAAUUUUAACA
Glycine soja is the source of this 591-nucleotide messenger RNA. RefSeq lists its product as uncharacterized. NCBI's taxonomy places the organism in Eukaryota, Viridiplantae, Streptophyta, Magnoliopsida, Fabales, Fabaceae. The record is from RefSeq and is a predicted model, not a curated record. The transcript has a single exon. The coding region runs from base 127 to 411 and encodes 94 amino acids.